UUGUACAAAUCUCUUAACAAAUGUAGCAGAAAACUGCUAAUUUUUUGUCACUUUUUCGAACUCCAACACAAAGUCUUGAUACCUUACCCCCAAACUCGUUUGCUACAUAAACAAAACACACAGCUUCUCGAGCAAAUCAUUCUUUCCUUGCAACAAUGAUGAAGCUGCAACAGUACCUUGUGCCUCACAUCAUAUAUCAUCAACUCAAUUUGAGUUUCUUGGAUUACUUGAGACCACCAACUUCCUAGUAACUUGACAUAGGAGCUAAGGAUCAUGAAGUUGGUGGUGGAAGUUAUAGAUGCCCAUGAUCUCAUGCCCAAAGACGGCCUCGGAUCAGCCAGUCCUUUCGUCGAAGUUGAUUUCCAAAACCAGCUCAGUCGAACCAAAACCAUUCCCAAAAACCUCAACCCCAUUUGGAACCAGAAACUCUUGUUUGAUUUCGACAAGACACAGAGCCACCAUUGUAGCAUAGAGGUCUCUGUCUACCACGAGAGACGCCCUGUCCCGGGCAGGAGCUUUCUUGGGAGGGUUAGGAUCCCUUGCUCAAAUCUUGUCACCAAAGACGACCAAGUUUAUCAGUCUUUCCAGCUCGAGAGCAAGUCUCUCCUUUCGUUUGUCAAAGGUGAGAUUGGCCUCAAAAUCUACACUUUAUCACAAUCAAACAUCCAUAUUUCUUCUCCUAAAAUCAGCCUUCCAACACCUCCUCCUCAUACUCUUCCUUCUACCACUAGUAGUACAACUCAAUCCCCCAUUGUUGAUGAUUCUAUCAAGUUGAUUGAAGUCAAAGGAAACACUAGAACUCAUACAAAUCCCGCGGAAACAGCCUCUCCUAGCAAAAUUCCAAUCCAAGAAGCUGGUAGUGUGAUUGAAGAGAGAUCAGAAACCACUCACCAAAUCCACAAGCAUCAAUCUGUGCAGCAACCAAUCCCUACAUUGCUGACUAGAGCCGACGGUGUCCAUCUCCCAACAAUGCAGAACCAAACCGGACCUAAGCUGCGUAGGAGAGCAGAGCACGAGGCCACCAGACCACUUCACCGAGACAACAACAACUUUAACAACACCACCACCAACAACAACAGCAGCAGCAACAACAACAACAUCAACGUCAACAACAACAACAACAGCAGCAGCAAUGACAACGACUUUGAGGUGAAAGAAGCGAGCCUCCACCUCGGCGAGCAGUGGCCUAACAACACGGGGAGAGCGUGGAUGAGUGGCGAAAGAAUGGCAGCCACACUAGACCUCGUGGAGCAGAUGCAUUACCUCUACGUCCGAGUCGUCAAGGCCAGGGACCUCGCUGCCUCCUCCGACCCCUACGUGGAGGUGAAGCUCGGCAACUACAAGGGCAGGACGCGCCACCUCGAGAGGAGGCCGAACCCUGAAUGGAACCAGGUAUUCGCCUUCUCGAAAGAGCGAAUCCAAUCGUCAAUUCUCCAAGUGCUGGUGAAAGACAAGGACAUGAUCGGGAGGGACGAUUGCCUCGGAGGAGUCGUGUUUGAUCUGAAUGAGAUUCCGACUAGAGUCCCUCCGGAUAGCCCUCUGGCGCCGCAGUGGUACAGGAUGGAGGAUCGGCGCGGCGAGGGGAAGGUGAGAGGCGAAGUGAUGGUGGCGGUGUGGAUGGGAACUCAGGCGGAUGAGGCGUUUACAGAGGCGUGGCACGCUGACGCCGCCUCUGUUUACGGAGAGGGCGUGUUCAACAUAAGGUCGAAGGUGUACGUUUCGCCUAAGCUGUGGUACCUUAGGGUUAACGUCAUCGAGGCUCAGGAUCUGGUGCCGAACGACCGGAGCCGCCUCCCGGAGGUGCUGGUGAAGGUGCAGAUCGGGAAUCAGGUGCUGAGAACGGGGAUCUGCCCGAGCAGGACGGCGAAUCCGAUCUGGAACGAGGAUUUAGUGUUCGUCGUUGCGGAGCCGUUUGAAGAGCAUCUGGUGUUGACCGUUGAGGAUCAGAUUCAUCAAUCGAAGGACGAUGUUCUCGGAGGGAUUACCGUUCCUCUGGAUUCGAUCGAGAAGCGGCUGGAUCACCGUCCUGUGCGAUCGCGUUGGUUCAAUCUGGAGAAGCAGAGAGAGGUUAGAUUUUCCAGCAGAAUACAUCUGAGAGUGUGUUUGGAAGGAGGCUACCACGUGCUCGACGAAUCGACGAUGUAUAUAAGCGAUCAACGCCCCACGGCGAAGCAGCUGUGGAAGCCUCCGAUUGGAGUGGUGGAGUUGGGGAUCGUGAGGGCGGAGGGGCUGCUGCCGAUGAAG
Molecule: messenger RNA, 2244 nt
Organism: Salvia hispanica
Lineage: Eukaryota; Viridiplantae; Streptophyta; Magnoliopsida; Lamiales; Lamiaceae
Source: RefSeq, a predicted model, not a curated record